AUACUUAUUAAUGCUAAUUCAGUUUUAAAGGCUGUUAAAAGACUGCACUUUGAUUUGUCACAGUAGAUGAAUACUGCUCAUAUUUUUAUUGCUAGUGGAUUACUUUAAAAAGAAAAGAUUUUAAAAAGUGUUUAAGUGCAUUUCGACACAAGUACAAAUCCCUGCUGUUUUCCUAUGUUCUUCAUAUCUGAUUAUAAAUACUACUCCCCACAUAAAGUAAUUCAGAAGUGAGGACUUAAAAAUAAAUUAUCAACACCGACGCUUUGUGUAAAUAAAUACAUACUAAGAAGAACAUGCCACUAGAUCUAGCAUUUGACUCUUUGGGUGACGAUGAAUUUCAAUGCCUGUUAUUUGUCAUGCUGAAGCCUGUCGGGCGAUGAUUCUUUCUAUUGGUGUAUCCUUCCAAACAUAUUUCAUCGCGCCAUGUGCACGGGACUUCUUUGGACGAGUGUGUUGGACCUGGGUGCCCCUCUCCCAGUCGCUCGCCUCCUUUCUCGCCCUGGCGCUCUCGCCUCCCCCUGCCUGCAGCCCCCUCGCGCUCCGGUCGGCUCACGCCCCCCUCCUCUCUCUCCAGCUGGUGGCGGGGGCUGCGCUGCCUCCCAGACCUCGCGGACUUGCUCAGUCAGCUGCGGCCCCCUGCGGACGGCUGCCUCCCUCGCCGCUAGGACCUGCCACUCUGCGCGGAAUGGCAGCGGCAGCAGCAUCCCCGCCAGCGGCUGUGGCGGCGACAGCCACGGCCACCGCAGACGCUAUUGUUCCCCGGUGUUAAACGCGUUUUCCCUCCUUUUCAUCCUACACGAACAAUAGCUGGGAAGAGCUUUGCUUUCUGUACUCCUUAGGAAGACGUUCCGAGGGGGAAGGAAGAUUCCCUGCCGGCUGCGUCCCGGAUCCGGACCCUGGAGCGGCUGCGGGCAGCAUGGGGCUGCGAGCGAGGAGCUUGGCGUCCCGGAGCCCGGGCGCUGCGGGCCCGCGCCCGGCCGUCCUGCCGCUGCUGCUGCUGCUGCUGCUGCUGCUGCGCCCGGGCGCCCACGGGGCUGCGGCGCCGGGCGAGGCGGAGGCACCCACCCUCUAUCUGUGGAAGACUGGUCCGUGGGGCCGGUGCAUGGGAGACGAAUGUGGUCCAGGAGGCAUUCAAACCCGGGCUGUGUGGUGUGCUCACGUGGAGGGCUGGACAACAUUACAUACGAACUGUAAGCAGCCUGAGAGACCCAGUAACCAGCAGAAUUGUUUCAAAGUCUGUGACUGGCACAAAGAGUUGUAUGACUGGAGGCUGGGACCCUGGAAUCAGUGUCAGCCUGUGAUUUCUAGAAGCCUGGAGAAACCCCUGGAGUGUGUUAAGGGGGAAGAAGGCAUUCAGGUGAGAGAGAUAACGUGCAUCCAGAAGGAGAAAGACAUCCCUGCAGAUGAUAUCAUUUGUGAGUACUUUGAGCCCAAGCCUCUCCUGGAACAGGCCUGCCUCAUCCCCUGCCAGCAGGACUGCAUUGUGUCUGAGUUUUCGGCCUGGUCGGAAUGCUCCAAGACCUGCGGCAGUGGGCUCCAGCACCGGACCCGUCACGUGGUGGCACCCCCCCAGUUUGGAGGCUCCGGCUGCCCAAACCUGACGGAGUUUCAGGUGUGCCAGUCCAGUCCCUGCGAAGCCGAGGAGAGCAUGUACAGCCUGCAGGUGGGUCCCUGGAGCACAUGCUCCACGCCCCACUCGAGACAAGCAAGGCAGGCGAGGAGACGCGGGAAAAAUAAAGAACGGGACAAGGACCGGGGAAAAGGAGUGAAGGAUCCGGAGGCCCGUGAACUAAUUAAGAAAAAGAGAAACAGAAACAGACAGAACCGACAGGAGAACAAAUAUUGGGACAUCCAGAUUGGAUAUCAAACCAGAGAGGUUAUGUGUACGAACAAGACGGGGAAAGCUGCUGAUUUGAGCUUUUGCCAGCAAGAGAAGCUGCCAAUGACCUUCCAGGCCUGUGUGAUCACCAAAGAGUGCCAGGUGUCGGAGUGGUCUGAGUGGAGCCCCUGCUCCAAAACAUGCCACGACAUGACAUCCCCUAAGGGCACCCGUGUGAGGACACGGCUCAUCAGGCAGUUUCCUAUUGGCAGCGAGAAGGAGUGUCCAGAACUUGAGGAAAAAGAACCCUGUGUGUCUCAAGGAGAUGGAGUUGCCCCCUGUGCCAUGUACAGCUGGAGGACUACAGAGUGGUCCGAGUGCCGUGUGGACCCUCUGCUCAGUCAGCAGGACAAGAGACGGGGCAACCAGACGGCACUCUGUGGUGGAGGGGUGCAGACUCGAGAGGUGUACUGUGUGCAGGACAACGGGAACCUCUUCUCACACUUAAACACCAACAAGGACAAAGAAGCCUCAAAACCAGUGGAUAUGAAGUUAUGCACCGGUCCUAGCCCUAAUACUACACAGCUGUGCCACAUCCCCUGUCCUAUUGAAUGUGAAGUUUCACCUUGGUCUGCUUGGGGACCUUGUACUUAUGAAAACUGUAAUGACCAACAGGGCAAAAAAGGAUUCAAACUGAGGAAGCGACGCAUUACCAGUGAGCCCACUGGAGGCUCUGGGGGCACCGGGAAUUGCCCUCACUUACUGGAAGCCAUUCCCUGUGAAGAGCCCUCCUGCUAUGACUGGAAAGCAGUGAGGCUCGGAGACUGUGAACCAGAUAACGGAAAGGAGUGCGGUCCAGGCACUCAAGUUCAAGAGGUCGUGUGCAUCAACAGUGACGGAGAAGAAGUUGACCGACAGCUAUGCAGAGAUGCCAUCUUCCCCAUCCCUGUUGCCUGCGAUGCCCCUUGCCCCAAGGACUGUGUGCUCAGCAUGUGGUCUGCGUGGUCCUCUUGCUCCCACACCUGCUCAGGGAAAACCACAGAAGGAAAACAGAUACGAGCACGGUCCAUCCUGGCUUAUGCAGGUGAUGAAGGUGGAGCUCCCUGUCCAAAUAGCAGUGCUUUGCAAGAGGUGCGCAGCUGUAACGAGCAUCCCUGUACUGUGUACCACUGGCAAACUGGUCCCUGGGGCCAGUGCAUCGAGGACACCUCGGUAUCAUCCUUCAACACCACCGCAACUUGGAAUGGGGAAGCCUCUUGCUCUGUUGGCAUGCAGACAAGAAAAGUCAUCUGUGUGCGGGUCAAUGUGGGCCAAGUGGGACCCAAAAAGUGUCCUGAAAGCCUUCGACCUGAAACAGUGAGGCCCUGUCUGCUUCCUUGUAGGAAGGACUGUGUUGUAACCCCGUAUAGUGACUGGACAUCAUGCCCUUCCUCAUGCAGAAAAGGGGACUCCGGAAUCAGGAAGCAGACUCGGCACCGGGUCGUCAUUCAGCUGCCAGCCAACGGAGGCCGGGACUGCACGGACCCUCUCUAUGAAGAGAAGGCCUGCGAGGCCCCUCAAGUGUGCCAAAGCUACAGGUGGAAGACUCACAAGUGGCGCCGGUGCCAGUUAGUCCCCUGGAGCGUGCAGCAGGGCAGCCCUGGAGCACAGGAAGGCUGUGGACCCGGACGGCAGGCUAGAGCCAUUACUUGUCGAAAGCAAGAUGGAGGCCAGGCUGGCGUCUAUGAGUGCCUCCGGUAUGCAGGCCCCGUGCCAGCCCUCACCCAAGCCUGCCAGAUCCCCUGCCAGGACGACUGUCAGUUUACCAGCUGGUCCAAGUUUUCUUCAUGCAAUGGGGACUGUGGUGCAGUUAGGACCAGAAAGCGCACUAUUGUUGGAAAAAGUAAAAAGAAGGAAAAAUGUAAAAAUUCUCAUUUGUACCCAUUGAUUGAGACUCAGUACUGUCCCUGUGACAAGUAUAAUGCACAGCCUGUGGGGAACUGGUCAGACUGCAUUUUACCAGAAGGAAAAGUGGAAGUGCUGCUGGGAAUGAAAGCACAAGGAGACGUUAAGGAGUGUGGUCAGGGGUAUCGUUACCAGGCAAUGGCAUGCUACGAUCAAAAUGGCAGGCUCGUGGAGACCUCCAGGUGUAACAGCCAUGGUUACAUUGAAGAGGCCUGCAUCAUCCCCUGCCCCUCAGACUGCAAGCUCAGCGAGUGGUCCAACUGGUCUCGCUGCAGUAAGUCCUGUGGGAGUGGCGUGAAGGUCCGGUCUAAAUGGCUGCGAGAAAAACCUUAUAAUGGAGGAAGGCCGUGCCCCAAACUGGACCACGUCAACCAGGUGUAUGAGGUCGUCCCUUGCCACAGCGACUGCAGCCAGUACAUAUGGGUCACGGAACCGUGGAGCGUCUGCAAGGUGACCUUCGUGAACAUGCGGGACAACUGUGGAGAGGGCGUGCAGACCCGGAAAGUGAGAUGCAUGCAGAACACAGCGGAUGGCCCUUCUGACCAUGUAGAGGACUACCUCUGUGACCCAGAAGAGAUGCCCCUGGGCUCUAGAGAGUGCAAAUUACCAUGUCCUGAGGAUUGUGUGAUAUCCGAAUGGGGCCCAUGGACCCGAUGCACUUUGCCUUGCAAUCAAAGCAGUUUCCGGCAAAGGUCAGCUGAUCCCAUCAGACAACCUGCUGAUGAAGGAAGAGCCUGCCCCAAUGCUGUUGAGAAGGAACCCUGUAACCUGAACAAAAACUGCUUCCACUAUGAUUAUAAUGUAACAGACUGGAGUACGUGUCAGCUGAGUGAGAAGGCAGUUUGUGGAAAUGGCAUGAAAACAAGGAUGUUGGAUUGUGUUCGAAGUGAUGGCAAGUCGGUUAACCUGAAGUACUGUGAAGAGCUUGGCCUGGAGAAGAACUGGCAGAUGAACGCGUCCUGCAUGGUGGAAUGUCCCGUGAACUGUCAGCUUUCUGACUGGUCUCCUUGGUCACAGUGUUCUCAAACAUGUGGCCUCACAGGAAAAAUGAUCCGAAGACGAACAGUGACCCAGCCCUUCCAAGGUGAUGGCAGACCAUGCCCUGCCCUGAUGGAACAGUCCAAGCCUUGCCCAGUGAAGCCCUGUUACCAGUGGCAAUAUGGCCAGUGGUCUCCAUGCCAAGUGCAGGAUGCCCAGUGUGGCGAAGGGACCAGAACAAGGAACAUUUCUUGUGUAGUGAGUGAUGGGUCGGCUGAUGAUUUCAGCAAAGUGGUGGAUGAAGAAUUCUGUACUGACAUUGAACCCAUUAUAGAUGGUAUUAAAAAAAUGGUUCUUGAAGAAACCUGCACCCAGCCUUGCCCAGGUGACUGUUAUUUGAAGGACUGGUCUUCGUGGAGCCUGUGUCAGCUGACCUGUGUGAAUGGGGAGGACCUAGGCUUCGGUGGGAUACAGGUCCGUUCCAGAGCGGUGAUUAUCCAAGAACUAGAAAAUCAACAUCUCUGCCCAGAGCAGAUGUUAGAAACAAAAUCAUGUGAUGAUGGGCAGUGUUAUGAGUAUAAAUGGAUGGCUAGUGCUUGGAAGGGCUCUUCCCGAACAGUCUGGUGUCAAAGGUCAGAUGGAGUAAAUGUAACAGGGGGCUGCUUGGUGGUGCGCCAGCCUGAUGCUGACAGGUCUUGUAACCCACCGUGUAGUCAGCCCUACUCGUACUGCAGCGAGACGAGGACGUGCAGUUGUGAAGAAGGGUACACUGAAGUCAUGUCUUCCAAUGGUACACUUGAGCAGUGCACGCUUAUCCCCGUGGUGGUGAUGCCCACUGUGGAGGACAAAAGAGGAGAUGUGAAAACCAGUCGGGCAGUACAUCCAACCCAGCCCUCCAGUAACCCAGCAGGACGGGGAAGGACCUGGUUUCUGCAGCCAUUUGGGCCAGAUGGGAGACUAAAGACCUGGGUUUACGGUGUAGCAGCUGGGGCAUUUGUGUUACUCAUCUUCAUUGUCUCCAUGAUUUAUCUAGCUUGCAAAAAGCCAAAGAAACCCCAAAGAAGGCAAAACAACCGACUGAAACCUUUAACCUUAGCCUAUGAUGGAGAUGCAGAUAUGUAAACUGUUAACUUACCCCACAACAACAGGUUUCAGCUUUCUGCCUUUGCUGUAGAUACCCAGAGGCCAAAAAGCUAUUCAAACUGUGGGGAUUAAAAUGCAUUUUAACUUUUUAAAAGAUCAUCAUAAAGAAAAGAGUGAAAAUCACAGUGCCAUUGAAGAUAUCAAGACAGUACCACUUACAAAGAAACCAUCAGCCCUGAGAAUUCUAGGAGAUUUAGUUCAAUACAUGCUGCAUUCUGAGAGUUUUAUGAGAUCUUUUCUGAAAUCUACCAACUGACAGUUCACCUUCGUCUCUAAAAUACGGUGGUCGAAUUGGCCAGGUAGGAUGCCUGAUGCAAGCCUCUGUCUGCAGUGUUAACCCAUAGUAAGAUUUUCGCAUGAAGAGUUUAUACCAAGAUCUCUACACUACUAUAGCCAGAUAUAACAACAUAUAUACUCAAUUGAAUGAUACACAUUAUUAUGUCAGAUCAUAUACUUGUUAAUAAGCAAUUUUAAUGGUGAAUAAAGAUAAGCUCUAAACUGAGCAGAAAACCCACUGAAUAAAUUCAGCAUCUUGGUGAUAGUUUCACUGACCUGCAUUUCAGAGGCAAAGACCCUUUUAUAAGACUUAAUUCUUGUCUCUCUCCGAAGUAUGAAUGCUGGACAUGUACUAGUAUCUUAGAAGAGUCCUCAAGUUCAGUAUUUUAUAGUGGUUAUUGUCUGGAAAAUUAAUUUGCUUGUAUUAAUACGUUUCUACUUUCCCUAAUUUUCAAACUGGUUGCCUGCAUCUUUUUUGCUACAUGGAAGGCACAUUUUUGCACUAUAUUAGUGCAGCAUGAUGGGCACUUAACCAGUAUUGCCAUAGAAACUGCCUCUUUUCAUAUGGGAUGAAGACAUCUGUGCUCAGAGUGUCAUGGAGACAUGUACAAGUUCUUGUGUCCUGAAGAGAGUCGAGUUCAUUUGGGAUGGCGACAGGACAGAGUUAACUAUGACAUCUGCUGUCCACACCCUUCCUCAUUGCUGCAGUAACUGUGAAAUCAACAAUAUGGCGGUAAUUUAAGUGUUUAAGUCCCGAACUCAUUUACUCUCCAAGGUGGAUCCCACUAUUUGGUUUUUAAUUGUACUCUGAAGGGUGUUGAUGACUGGAAUUUUAUAUUUGUUAGCUUUGUUAAAAAAAGAAAAGAAAAGAAAAAAAGGAGCUGGUUGUCUUUUUAAUUUUGAGCAGAUGGAGAAAAUAAUGUAUUGAUGAUUUUUGUAACUAAAAGAAAUCAAAAUUGUGUGUUGAUUUUUCCUUCUCCCCGCUUUGUUUUUCUAGUUUCAGAUCAAAUCUAUUUCAAAAUCCAUAGUUUUGUCUUUCUCACUAGUGAAAUUUGAAGCAAGCCUUUUUAAUGCAUGAUUUCAAAACUAGAAUUUUAAAAAGAGAAGAAUCACUAUUUUGUCCAGGGCUUCAUUAAAUAUCUAGACCAAGGGUGGCACACUUUCUCUGUAAAGGGUCAGAUGGUCAAUAUUUUCAGCCAGGUCUGUGUUGCAACUUUCUCUGCCACUGUGAGAACACCCCCUAGACAAUACACAAUACAGUAUGUAGAAGAAUGAGCAUGGCUGUUUUCCAGUAAAACAAACAAACAAAAAAAGUCAGCAGACCUCAUUAGCAAGUUGUGGUUUGCUGGUCGCUGGUCUAGAAGUUUUUUCAGUGCUGACUCUCCAUGUGUCAUCUUGAGUUUUCGUUCACUUACCCUCCAAUCAGUGUUUAAUUUCAAAGAUGAAAAACAGUCAUUAAAUUUACCACUGUAUCGGAAGCAGCUUCAUUUUUCACAGACAUAGCCCUGGGAAUGGCACAGUGAAAUGGUAUCUAACUUGGUCAACCUCUUUCACAUGAAAAGAAAAUUCAAAAGGUGCCAUUAAAAAGCAAUACCAUUUUUCAGGCAACAUUUCCUGCAACAACCUUUGGGAGCAGGGAGGACAUUAGGUUUUCAGGUCUUUAAAAAAUAGUAUCACAAGGUGUUUUAUCUUGUUGCUAUAAAAGUGGUUUGUACUAGAAAGUAUUUUACCUUUAUACUAGAGUCUGAACUCCUCCUACUGUUCAGUAGAGUAUCUGCAAUGAUUAUAAAAAAUGAGAUGAGGAUGUCAGUGUCCCCCAAAUGAACAGAUAUCUGAAUAUUUCAAUAUGCAUUAAAGAUGGCAAGCACUAAUUCCUUAUUCAAUAGUCACUGUAUUAAACUAUGUAUAAAUAAUUUCAAAGCAAACAGAUUGUCAGCAACAUGAAAAUUGUACCUUAAAGGAAAAGCAUAAAAACAAAUUCCAUUUCAUCCGUCUUAUUAAUGAGGAGGACAAAAAUAAUACUGUCACCCUAAACCUGUGAUUGUCAAUAUAUAUACUCAGGGGUCUUCCACAUAAUCCUCAAGUUGAUCUCUGAAUAAAAUGAACUCCAUUUGUCCAAAAUGGUUGACAAAGAGUCUUUUGCAGUUACUUAAGAACUCAGCUAAUGUAUGCCAUGCCACAGCCACUACCCUUGAAAUUGUUGACUGGAAUAAAAUAUUGUUACUACUUCUAUACUUUCGCUACUGUAAAAUGUCAUCAAUUCCAAAGGCAACUCAGUAUCAUCUGACCUAUAUUGUUAGAAUUAAAUGAAUUAAUGGGUGAAAAUUAUAAAAUAUUAAGAAAAUGCAAGAUUUUUUAUUCAUAAAUUGAUUACCUUUUACAACAUUACAUAUAUGGAGGAAAUGAGGUUCAAUGUGACCUGACACUAAGGAGCAUAUUGGAAGUUCAUUAGGAUAAAUACACACUGGAUGGCCUCUUGUUAGAAAGGUACAGGGAGGUGAAGGUAGCUAGCUGACUAUUUUGGACAAAUGGAGGUUCCUAUAUUCAUGCUUAUUCUAACAUGAAAAUGGCCUUAUUUUUGUUCCUGGCAUGAGUCAAUAACAAGUUAAAUACUGGAAUUUCAUCAGAAUCUUACUCCUCCUGUUCAUUGUAAGAAUUCGGGAGGGGAAUGUAGCAGUAACUUGUCUGUUGACACUUUUGCCUUACCAAAAUGGUCUGUGAGCUCACAAAGAUUAAGAAUUACUGUUCUCUAAAUAUGCAGGUCUGCUUGGUUUAAGAAGAAAAAAGAAAUGAAAAAUAUUGACAAUAGUUUUACACUGUUUGGUUGGACUGUUUCAAUAUAAACCAUAAAUAAGUGGCUAACUGAUCUCUCCUCAAAGUGGUUGAUUUGCUCGUUCAUCAAUACCCAGUCUAGGAAAUUGACCAUAAUCCUUAUUUCAAAGCUGUUCUGAGGACCCUACAUUGUAGCUUAAAGAUAAUUUGAAAAGCAGUGCAUAAAAGCACGUUCUUAAUUACUUAUAAUAAAGCACAAAGUACUUAUAACAAGACAGAAACUAUUACGUUAUCCCAUGUGAGACACUCUGCCAGGCACUGUAAAGUAUGAGCAGUGGCUUUUGUUUCCAUAUGUACCUAAGACAUUGAAAAGAAGAGAAUGUUUAGUGAUGACACACACGUAACUCUUCACUCUAGAUUUGUUUUUCAUCGUGGUUAGUAUUUUUCCUUACAUGAUGUCCAUGUCCCUGGCCACGCUGUUAGGCUUUGGCCACAUCGUUCAGGCAGGUGGCAAUUGUCAUAGUGUCUUAAGCAGAACCCUCUUAAGUUCCUGGACAUUUCAAGAUAAAAUCACUCAUUUAAGACUUUACAGGAAGCACAUAACACCUCUCAUUUUUUUUAACUUCCUCUAACACCCUAUAUAUCCUUGCUCCUUGAUGAUGAAUUUCUCUGCUUACUCUGCUCUCUUAACAACUAAUCUUGUCUGCUUCCCCCAGAACCACCUACUAAGCAUGCCUAAAUUUUUAAUAAGGAAGAGUUGAAUACCUAUAUGUCCUUCCUACUGGAGUCAAAGUGUCACUUAGACAGUGAACAUUUUUGAUUUAAACAGAAUGUACUGGUCAAAGACACAAGCCAAAAAGAAACGAAAGCUGUGGAAGACAUGCCAAAAGGAAAAAGAAAAAAAAAAAAAAAAAAAGACGUCUUCCGUAAAACUGUCGAUUCGUACCUUAGA
Camelus dromedarius (Arabian camel) is the source of this 9884-nucleotide messenger RNA. RefSeq names its product thrombospondin type 1 domain containing 7A (gene THSD7A). The transcript has 27 exons. The coding region runs from base 917 to 5863 and encodes 1648 amino acids. Gene Ontology annotation, cellular component: extracellular matrix; plasma membrane. Gene Ontology annotation, biological process: actin cytoskeleton organization; cell adhesion. The record is from RefSeq and is a predicted model, not a curated record. NCBI's taxonomy places the organism in Eukaryota, Metazoa, Chordata, Mammalia, Artiodactyla, Camelidae.